UCAGCACUACAAAGAAAAUGAAUAGUAAAUUGCAUAUCGUGGAGGGAGAGCCGCAGAAUCAAGCAUGGCAGGAAGACAAGGAGCCAAAAGCCGAUGAUCCGAGUAAGAAGAGCUCUGCUGUUGAAGUUGAGCAAGUUCCAAGCGGAGAGAAUUGCAAGAAAUCCAAACAGAAGAAAAAGAAGGACGAUAGCUUGCCACAUCAGAAUCCUGAGGCCUGGUCGUCAGAACCUGAUGGUGAAGAUUUCUUUGUAUCUUCUCCACUUAAGAAAAAGUCUUCUGCGAAGGACUUGGAGACAAAGGUCCCAGAUGUAGUCAUGGAAACACCACUAGAUGUUGCCAAGAAGAAGCAAAAGCAAGAUGGGAGCACUGCCAUGAAAUCAUCUGAAAGGUUGUCUCCUUCUGUUGUUGAGGGUGAACCUGGAAGCACUGCGAAGAAAAUGAAGAGGAAAUUGCAUAUCGUGGAGAGAGAGACGCAGAAUCAAGCAUGGCAGGAAGAUAAGAAAACAAAAGCCGAUGAUCCGAGUAAGAAGAGUUCUGCUGUUGAAGUUGAGCAAGUUCCAAGCGGAGAGAAUUGCAAGAAGUCCAAAAAGAAGAAAAGGAAGGACGAUAGCUUGCCACAUCAGAAUCCUGAGGACCAGUCUUCAGAACCCGAUGGUGAAGAUUUCUUUGUAUCUUCUCCACUGAAGAAAAAGUCUUCUGCGAAGGACUCGGAGACAAAAGCAAGAUGGAAGCACUGCCGUGAAUUCAUCUGA
Molecule: messenger RNA, 752 nt
Organism: Syzygium oleosum
Lineage: Eukaryota; Viridiplantae; Streptophyta; Magnoliopsida; Myrtales; Myrtaceae
Exons: 4
Coding region: 18-752 (244 amino acids)
Source: RefSeq, a predicted model, not a curated record